Messenger RNA from Colletotrichum chrysophilum, 1179 nucleotides. RefSeq lists its product as uncharacterized. Gene Ontology annotation, molecular function: oxidoreductase activity; FMN binding. The coding region runs from base 1 to 1179 and encodes 392 amino acids. Lineage: Eukaryota; Fungi; Ascomycota; Sordariomycetes; Glomerellales; Glomerellaceae. The record is from RefSeq and is a predicted model, not a curated record. The transcript has 2 exons.
AUGACUAUCAAAGAAGUUCCUCCGAAGGUAGUGACCGUCGCCGACGCGUACGAGAUCGCCAAGGCGCGUCUGCCAAAGCCAGUAUGGGAUUACUACACCACCGGCGCCGACGACGAGCACACCCGUGAGCGCAAUCAAGCUGUGUACAGAGAGCUCCUCCUCCGUCCCCAAACACUCCGAAAUGUCUCUAAAAUCGAUACCUCAACAACGAUCUUCGGCAAACGCUACGACAUCCCGAUCGCGAUCGCGCCGAGCGCAUACCAACGACUCGUUGGCGGCGAAGGCGAGCUCGACGUCGCCCGCGCCGCCUCAAAUCUCGGAACCAACCUCACUCUCUCCAGCAACGCCACUACCUCUCUCGAAGAUGUCGCGAAAGUUCUCCCCGACCGCGGCCCCGAGUACCCGAAGCCGUGGUUCCAGCUCUACUUCCUCGGCAACCGUGAGCUCACCUCAGGCCUGAUCAAGCGUGCCGAAAACGCUGGCUACGAAGCGCUUGUCCUCACCGUCGACACCGUCGUCCUCGGAAACCGUCUGCAGGAGCGCAAGACGCCCUUGACCCUCCCGGCUGGUCUGUCAAUGGCGAACAUGGAGUCGCGGAAGGUCGGCGCCAUUUCCAGAGCCAACAUGCUCCUGCGCGCGGAGACGGCGGCCGAGUACAACAAGAUCGUGGAGGAAUACCACGGCUCGCUUGUCGAUGCCAGUCUGGAAUGGAACGAGGUCAUCCCUUGGCUCAAGUCGCAAACGAAGAUGAAGAUUCUUGUCAAGGGCAUCAUCACGGCUGAGGAUGCUCAACGGGCCGUGGAGGCUGGUUGCGAUGGAGUUGUCGUUUCGAACCACGGUGGUCGCCAGCUGGAUGACGUCCCGGCGACCCUUGAGGCACUACCCGAGGUUGUUGAUGCGGUGAGGGGCAGGAUACCCGUCAUCUUCGAUGGAGGCAUCACUCGAGGAAGCGACGUCUUCAAGGCGCUGGCUCUUGGCGCUGAUCUAUGUCUCAUCGGACGCACUGCUCUUUGGGGCUUGGCAUGGGACGGUCAGAAGGGUGUUGAGGGAGUGCUCCACAUCCUUGAGCGAGAGCUUCAUAGAACCAUGGCGUUGAUGGGCACCGCCAGCCUGAAGGAGCUCAACAGAGGAUUGCUCGGACGCUCAAAGAGAGAUGGAUUUGGAAUUUCGAAGCUUUAG